Loxodonta africana (African savanna elephant) is the source of this 7254-nucleotide messenger RNA. It is a transcript of the gene SENP2, whose product is annotated as SUMO specific peptidase 2. Gene Ontology annotation, cellular component: nucleus. Gene Ontology annotation, molecular function: deSUMOylase activity. Gene Ontology annotation, biological process: proteolysis; protein desumoylation. Lineage: Eukaryota; Metazoa; Chordata; Mammalia; Proboscidea; Elephantidae. The coding region runs from base 128 to 1897 and encodes 589 amino acids. The record is from RefSeq and is a predicted model, not a curated record. The transcript has 17 exons.
AUUGCGUCACAAGUCGGCGACUGAGCCUUGGCGGUGGUGGCGGAGGCGGCAAAGGCGGCAGUGGCGGCGAAAGCUCUGGGGUUUGCGUCUCGGGGUGUAUCGGCCGCCGCUGCUGCUGGGGCCUGGUAUGUACAAAUGGCUGGUUAGAAUUCUCGGCACCAUUUUCCGUUUUUGUGACCGGCCGGUGCCCCCUGCCCGGGCCCUCCUGAAGAGGCGGCGCUCGAACAGCAGUCUGUUUUCCACAGUGGACACUGAUGAAAUACCAGCCAAAAGACCGAGAUUAGAUUGCUUUAUUCACCAAGUGAAAAACAGUCUCUACAAUGCUGCCAGCUUAUUUGGAUUCCCAUUCCAGCUGACCACGAAGGCCAGGGUAACUUCAGCUUGUAAUGGAACCCGGGAUGUGGCUCCUUCAGGAGAGGUAUUUCCCAACUCUUCGUCUUGUGGACUGACAGGUUCUGGAUCCUGGAACAACAUGCUGAAACUGGGUAGUAAGUCUCCUGAUGGGAUAAGCGACUAUCCGAAGAUCCGAGUGACAGUAACCCGAGACCAGCCACGCAGAGUCCUGCCCUCCUUUGGUUUCACUUUGAACUCAGAAGGCUGUAAUAGAAGACCAGGUGGGCGUCGCUAUAGCAGAGGCAAUCCAGAGGGUCCCUUACCGUGGAAAGUUCAGGAGCAGGCUACAACAGAGAUGGUUUCUGAAGAGGGUGGCAAGGGUCUUAGGCGUCCCCAUUGUACUGUGGAAGAGGGUGUUCAAAAAGAGGAAAGAGAGAAGUACCGAAGAUUAUUGGAACGACUUAAAGAGGGUGGUCAUGGAAACCCUGUCCUUCCUGCAACUUCAAACCCUCACAGUUCUCAAAGAAGUCAUACGGACACGUUAAAGACCAGAGGCUGGGGGGAAGAACAGAAUCAUGGAGUCAAAACAACUCAUUUUGUUCCAAAACAGUAUCGAGUUGUUGAAACAAGGGGACCUCUCUGUUCAGUGAAAAGUGAAAAGAGAUGUUCAAAGGGAAGAAUUUCUGAGACUGAGAAAACAGUCGGAAUCAGAGUUGAAAAUGAGGGUAGGAGGGGACAUCAGCUGGAGCCUGACCUGUCUGAAGAAGUGUCAGCCCGACUCCGCCUGGGAAGUGGAAGCAAUGGCUUAUUCAGGAGGAAGAUGUUGGUGCUUGAGACGAAAGAAAAGAACUGCUCAGGCAGAGAGAGAGACAGAAGGGCAGACGAUCUUCUUGAACUUACAGAGGACAUGGAAAAAGAAAUCAGUCAUGCCCUAGGCCACGGCUCACAGGAUGAGAUCCUUAGUAGUGCUUUCAAAUUGCGAAUUACUCGUGGUGACAUCCAGACCUUGAAGAACUAUCACUGGCUCAAUGACGAAGUCAUUAAUUUUUACAUGAAUCUUCUGGUGGAAAGAAAUAAAAAGCAAGGCUAUCCAGCACUCCACGCCUUUAGUACUUUCUUCUAUCCUAAAUUGAGGUCCGGGGGUUACCAGGCUGUGAAAAGGUGGACCAAAGGGGUAAAUCUUUUUGAACAGGAACUUAUUCUGGUGCCUAUCCAUCGGAAGGUGCACUGGAGUCUGGUGGUGAUAGACCUAAGGAAAAAGUGUCUUAAAUAUCUGGAUUCUAUGGGACAAAAGGGCCACCGGAUCUGUGAGAUUCUCCUUCAGUAUUUACAGGAUGAAAGUAAGACCAAAAGAAAUAUUGACCUGAAUCUUUUAGAAUGGACCCACUACAGCAUGAAGCCACACGAGAUUCCUCAGCAGCUGAAUGGGAGUGAUUGUGGAAUGUUUACUUGUAAAUAUGCAGAUUAUAUCUCUAGAGACAAACCUAUCACAUUUACUCAGCACCAGAUGCCUCUCUUCCGGAAGAAGAUGGUGUGGGAAAUCCUUCAUCAGCAGUUGCUGUGAGAGCACCCGCCCAUCCCGGUAGCUGCUGGUGGUUCUCUCCCGGAUGGCUCCAUAUACCUCAUGCAUCGUGGGUUAAAAAGUCCCCGCGUCGCUUCUGUUCUCCUCCAGGUACUGAGCUGUCAAAAGUGCACCAAGACCUCUGACUGCACCCUGGCCCUGACUUGGUGUGCGGAGAGCUGCUUGCAGCUGUUUUUGAGGGCUGUGCCUGUGUAGAGGCCUGGACUCUUCCACCCACCCAAGAACAAACGCUAACCCAUCCUUUUUUUUUUCUUUGGAAAGAUUUUUUUCCCCCAUGAAUGUGGGAAUGCAGGUUUUAUUCUGAUUGUGUUUUCCUGUGUGUGCUCAUGUGUAUUCACCUGCUCGUGCGUCUGCAAACAGAAUGGGCAGCGGCGUUUUCCCUGCUGUUUUACUGAUAACUAACUCUAAGUUACUUGUGAACUAUUUAUUUCUGAAAGGAAAGUUAAUCAAGCUGCCGCUCCCUGCUGAACAUCAACAGGGUGGUCCGUUGAGGGGGAAGGAGGAGGUGUUAAUUCACUUCUCUGAGGCCGGAGCAGCGAAUGCCAACUUGAAGCUGGAGAUCGCUUUUUUUUUUGAGGCCUAAGAAUGCUGGGAGAAGGGCUGUGGCAUCAGGAUCUGGUUGCCUCUCAGAGGAGGCCUGACACUACAGCAUUGGCACGGUGCUGUGGAAAACUGAAACUGUGGCCAAGGAGCUCUGGCUAUCCGGGCGUCUUCAGAAGAGUGUCACGGUCAUCCUAGAGAGACUUCCCUCUUUGGAAAUGAGGUGACUUGGCUUUCUCUCGAAACUGGACUAGAAGUAACUAUAAACCCCAAAUCUUCAUUCUCACCCCGGAUCUGGUCGAACAUAAACCUCAGAAUUGUAAGGGCUGGCCUGAGCUGUGGAUUUCCAAAAAUACUAUUCAAUCUAAAGCUAUUUUUCUUCAGAGUUUUUUUUUUUUUUUUUUUUCUAUAUAAAGCCAGAAUCAAGUUUUGUACUCAUUGGAAUUAACAUUCCUCCCCCUGCCCCGCCCCCACUGAAAUUUGUGGAAAAAAAUUAAUCCUUGGCUCUGAGGUUGCCAGUUACACAGUAAUCUAUUUUGCAUAUGAAAGUUUGUAUUUAACAUUUUUGUUCAUUAAGAACCUUACAGAUGUGGUUAUGGAUUUUGAAUUUCAGAAAGUUUUAGAGUUGGUCAGAACAGCUUUUGCAAGAUCUAGUGCCUAGUAUUGCUUUUUCGAUGUAAUAAAAGGUUGUCUGACAGAACCUGAGAAGUAUAUGCCGAAAUAAUUUCUAACCCUUUCCCCACUUCAACCUCCCACACUUAUUUUGGAGCAUAAAAGCAAGAGGUGGAACCGGAAAUGGCUGGCCCGUGUUAGUGACAUGCCUGCCAUUGGAGGGCCCAGGCUACUGGUUGCCGAGGCCUACUGGUGCUAGUACUGCAAGCAGUUUUCCUGAGAUUCGCGGAAGCCUUGGUGCAGGACCGGGGCCUGUGACACGGAUUGACAGUGCUGUAUGUCCACUUGAUAGCCAGACACAGGCCACGUGAUGAGGUGAUGACUAGAGUGAGCUGGCGGUGCUGACUCUCCAGCUGAGGCUGCACAGAGACACCUUCCUGCUGCCCCUGGUCCUUGCCCCAGGGCUCUCGAGCUGUGCCAGUGAGUGUUGGGGGCAGGAAAAUGGCAGCCAAAAGAGGCCAGAGAUUCACUGGGCCUCAGGAUACUCAAACCUGGCUCCCACCUGACACCAGUGUGUCCCACCUGAGCAUUUAAUACCUUGAUUCGGAUUCGAUCCCUGUUGGUGAAUCCUGUCAGGGAUGGUGGUUUGUAUUCAAAUGAAGGAGAUGCUGGGGGUCCUUUAGUAUUUGAGGGGCUUCUUGGGAGCAGCUUGCACCGAGCUUUCCAUUCAUGUGCACUUGUCAGGGGGCCCACAUUCUACCUUGGGUUCCCUAAGACUGUUAGAACCUCAGACCUUUUCCUCCUCCUACACCCUAAGCACAAUUUGGGGGACCCCAUGCGGAAGGGCGGAUAUUUGCCUGCACUGUGAGGAGUCUCUUGGUGCUGGGACUGAGGCAGGGGUGCAGGGAGAAUGUGUCUUGGAGAUACAUUGAACCUCAGAAUAUAAAUAAAUGGGCAAUGUAGAGAAAAUGAAGUUUACAGUAAUUUUAGUACCGUAGUCAGACUACAUUGUUUCAGUUGGCUUUUGUGAACUUAUUGGGAACCUAAUCUCUUUAUAACCGUUUCUUUGAGGAAAAACCCCAAACAUCUGAUAGCCAAUCUUUUAGUAUUUAACUCAUUGGUAAGUUGACGGUCAGUCUAGCUAUUGCUUAUAUAUAUAUAUAUAUAUAUAUAUAUAUAUAUAUAUAUAUAUAUAUUUUAAUUGAUCUAAUAUAUACAAGGAAGGUAUUUGGGCGUAUUGGAACAGGUGUUGAUUUAUCUGUUUACCAAUAAAUUCAUCGCUUUGGUUCAGUGGCUUUCAAGUUUCUUUUAUUACAACUCCACAGUAAUGAAUAUAUUUUGUUGUGACCAGUGCACACAUAUCUAUGUGAAUAUACAAAACAGUACUCGUUCCUUAUCCUUGCUAACUUUACUUCAGUUUUUUUUAAUGAUUUUUAUUGUGCUUUAAGCGAAAGCUUACAAAUCAAGUCAGUCUCUCACACAAAAACCCAUAUACACUUUGCUACACACUCCCAACUACUCUCCCCCUAAUGAGACAGCCCGCUCUCUCCCUUCACUCUCUCUUUUCAUGUCCUUUUCGCCAGCUUCUAACCCCCUCCACCCUCUCAUCUCCCCUCCAGGCAGGAGAUGCCAACAUAGUCUCAAGUGUCCACCUGAUCCAAGAAGCUCACUCCUCACCACCAUCCCUCUCCAACCCAUUGUCCAGUCUAAUCCAUGUCUGAAGAGUUGGCUUCGGGAAUGGUUCCUGUCCUGGGCCAACAGAAGGUCUGGAGGCCAUGACCACUGGGGUCCUUCUAGUCUCAGUCAGACCAUUAAGUCUGGUCUUCUGAGAAUUUGGGAUCUGCAUCCCACUGCUCACCUGCUCCCUCAGGGGUUCUCUGUUGUGUUCCCUGUCAGGGCAGUGAUCGGUUGUAGCCGGGCACCAUGUAGUUCUUCUGUGUUUUUUUUGUUUUUUUUUUAAUACGAGUUGUGACCACUCGAGUUGAUUUCCCAACUCACCAGUGAAUAGAAAUUACACUGCUCUAAAUGACCUGACAGCAAGAUGCAAGUUAGGUUUAAAAUGGUAAAGCUUGAGACCACAAAAAUAGGAUAAACAUGAAGCUGUUUUGAGACAGAUCAAUCUAGAUCUUGGGGGAAGACAGGCCAGAAGCGUUCAGACCUUCAGUGGAAAUGUGUGGCGUAAACAGUCAUUGUCCUUCAGUUUCUACAUGGGCAUUUCCCAAAACACAUUUAGAAGUCCUGUUGCUUCUCCACAGGAAUUGAAACACAAGGGCUCUGUGGCCAACUGAGUAUGCUCUACCAAGUCCUUUCCUUCUGGGAUGCCUGUCAGACAUUCUGGGACGUUUACACUAGAAAUCUGUCCUAUCCUAGCAUUUCCCAAAACAUGGACUUGAGCCCUUUUCUUGGCAUCUCUAUUAACAUCCAGUGGAACUAUUCUUUGGAAUACUCUUAGGAAAGUGCCAGGAGAAGCAAUAGAGAGUUCUUGGCAGCAUAUAUUUUGAAUGUACACCAGAGAGGCCUUGCAGCACCCCAUUCCCCCCACUACCUUCCGUGAGGGCGUAUGGUGACCGUGAAGUCCGUGGUCUGAAGUACUACCCUCUGCCCUCCUACAGUUUUCUUUAUUACAUCAGCAGUCCGUGUUCAUGGUGGAAAUUUAAGAAAAUACUGAUCAAAAGGUAAGAAUUAUGCAAUCCACCACCCAGAAUUAAUAACUGUUGACAGUAUGUAUGUAGUUACAUAGCCCUUUUCCACUUAAUUUAUCUUGAACAUCUUCUCAUGUCAGUAAACGUCAACGUCAUUUUAACGACUGUGUUGUCUUCCACUGUAUGUCUGACGUUCACUCGGUGCUCCAGUCUUGUUGGCUUCUGGACAUCCUGUUUUUCACUUUAUGCCCAGUGAACAUCCAGGUACAUACCAUCAUUGACAUUAUUUCCUUAGGAGAAAUUCUUAGAAUUAAAAUUCCUGGGUUAAAAGUUAUAUAUAGUAAAACAAAACAAAGAAGAAUCAGGAAAUCCACUGAUGGGCGCUUUGACGUCUGUUUCUCCUAGCAGGGGAUAAUGAUUUGUGUCUCUGUUUACAUACAUUUUAUAAUAAUUUUCAUGUAUAGCUCAUUCUGAGAGAUUGUUAUUUUUGCUUUGACUGCAAAUGAGUUUAUUUUAAACUAGUUGUUGCUGGCAUAUAAGAAAGUUAACUCAUUUUUAUAUACAGGCAUCCUUUCUGGAUUACCAUUUGAUUCCUAAACUCAGAUAGAUUAGAGAGCAAGAAUUUUGUAAUUGACAAAUUCACUGAACUCUUAUUGGUUUUGAAAUUUUGAGAAAAUUUUUAGUUGAUUUUUUUAGGAUUUUGAGGUAGGUAACAAUAUCUAUAGUUUAUUUCUUCCUUUUAGAUAGUUCUCAUUUCUUCUUUGAUUUCUUAUCUCUCACAACAACCUUCUAAAGUAAGCAUUAUUCUUCCUGGCUGAGGAAACAAACUUGGGCUAAGGAGCCAAAGUCCACACUUGGACAUUUUACAGGAACAGGAAUGGCAGUCAGAUGGCACCAGAUGCCCCUUCAUCUCCAGGAGGGCUACGUUUGUGUUCUGCGCUGAUAGAGGGAUGUGACUGAGGGUUUAACUAACUGUCCAAUACAUUCUACUUGGACGUGGCUAACAGUUAUUUUGCUAGUUUAUUUAGGAUCUUUAAAUUUUUACUCAUCAGUGAGAUUGGACUAUGUCACAGGGGCACUUCUGUCAAGUUUUGGAAUCAGGGUUAUGCUUUGGUAAAAAAAAUAACGGGGAAGUGUCUCAUCUUUUUAAUGCUCUGUAAUAUUUCAGUGGCGUUGGACUUUUGCCAGGACAUGCUUCAACCCCUGCCUGUCCUCUCCUGAGACAUGGGCCAGAGCCAUUUCUAAUUUUUCUUUUGAUUAUUGGACAAUUUAGCCGUUUUUUUUUUCCCCUCAAGUUUUGUUAAUGUGCUUUUUUCAAAAACAAAAUCAUCUUUUUCAUCCCAAUUUUCAGCUCUCUUACCGUGUUUUUUUUUAAUAGGGGCUUUAUUGAGAGACGAUUCACAUAACAUACAAUUCACCUUUUUACAAAUGUACAAUUCAGUGCUUUUUAGUCUAUUCAGUGAGUUGUGCAACCAUUGCCACAAGGAAUUUCAGAACAGUUUUAGUCACCCAAAAAAGAAACCCUGUACCCAUUAUCAAUCACCC